UUCUGGCCGCAUUCCCCAUUUUCACGGUUGCGAUCUUGACAUGGCCGACGUCCUCUCCGACGCAGAAAAGCUCAACGUCGCCAAAGGCUUCCUACUGGCAAGUCCCCCUGGUGAAGUGCGCGAUGUGUCUAAAGAUGUUGCCAAAUUGCUGCCUCGUGGGUUGCUGUCCGACACAGCUUUACGAGGGAUCCUACACACGUACAACGUUGAGAACUCCCUGCCCGUUCAAAUUCCCAACGUGGACGAGUCGAAGCGCUUGGUCGUGUGCCAGGAAGGCGAGGUGGAUGUGGGUCAUUACCUCGACACCCACGGCCGAAAAGUGUGGGGCUUUGACCACGUCACACAAGAAAUCUUGGCUCAGGACGUUCAAGAUGCGUCGGCGCGCUUUACCUCGUCGCUGGAACCACUUCGUGCCGAGCUCCAAGUCGAAGUCGAUGCAUAUCUGGCCACGCAAUUUGGCAACCAAGGCGGCGCCGCUGUCUUUGCGACAGACUCGACGAUCACGAUCGUGUUGUCCACUGAACGCGUGAGCUUGCGCAACUUUUGGUCGGGCCGGUGGAAAUCCAAAUGGACAUUGACGAACGUGUCACCCGACGCCGCGACCCUCGCCGGUCGCAUUGACCUGCACGUGCAUUACUUUGAAGACGGCAAUUUGCAGUUGCAGAGCCACAAGGACGUGGCGCCCGUUCCAGUGACCGGCGAAUCGCUGGCGCAAGCGGUGCUCGCUGUUCUUCGCGCCGAAGAGCAUGUCGUGCAUAGCAACUUGGAAGACAUGUACAUCAACAUGACGGAGGAAACGUUCAAAGAGAUGCGGCGGGUGAUGCCAGUCACGCAGACCAAGAUGGAAUGGAACUUGUACGCCCAUCGCACUGCCAAAGACUUGAGUCGAAAGUAAUAACGUGCUAUAACAGUCCAGCAUGGAAUCGUCUAAGACAAGCCUAACGACUGUUGUCUGUGAAUUAUACCAGUGACCACGACACUCGACAUACUACUACUACCUACUACUAGUACUACUACACCUUUUUUCGAGAUUAAUUUCAG
Aphanomyces astaci is the source of this 1041-nucleotide messenger RNA. RefSeq lists its product as hypothetical. Gene Ontology annotation, biological process: barbed-end actin filament capping; actin cytoskeleton organization. Gene Ontology annotation, cellular component: actin cortical patch; F-actin capping protein complex. The record is from RefSeq and is a predicted model, not a curated record. The coding region runs from base 41 to 895 and encodes 284 amino acids. NCBI's taxonomy places the organism in Eukaryota, Oomycota, Saprolegniomycetes, Saprolegniales, Verrucalvaceae. The transcript has 5 exons. Gene Ontology annotation, molecular function: actin filament binding.